Molecule: messenger RNA, 1332 nt
Organism: Gymnodraco acuticeps
Lineage: Eukaryota; Metazoa; Chordata; Actinopteri; Perciformes; Bathydraconidae
Product: N-acetyllactosaminide beta-1,3-N-acetylglucosaminyltransferase 2
Cellular component (GO): membrane
Molecular function (GO): hexosyltransferase activity
Source: RefSeq, a predicted model, not a curated record
AUGGCAAGGUGCUUCUGUCGCUGGCGCAGAGUGUUGAUCUGUGUGUGCACACCAUUCAUCUCCCUGGCACUGCUGCUAUUCCUCAUCAUGGUCAUGUUGUGCAAGGCCAUGGAGUCAGGUAUCCCAAAUCCUCACUUUGUUCCCCUGGGAAAUCUUAAGAAUGAAGGCCUCGCCCCACUGCCCAAAACGUUCUGGGUUACCAGCCUGCAUGGUCAAGCCAUAUGGAACCGCCUCCAGCUGACCAACGAACGUCGAUUCAACCCCAUCCUCCACCCCAAAAAACUCACGAGGCGAUUUGAAAAUGGUAACUUUAAUGAGGCCAUACUGAAGAAUGUUUACUCUGAAGUUACUGACUCAAACACAAACAAGCUACCACAGCAGAUACAAGAUUUUGUGAGCCAAAUGCAAAGGAGAGACUACCCUUUGCUCCUCCAGCCAGAUGGAGUAUGUGGAGCCGGGGCACAUGAGGAGAAGGAGCCCCCUCUUCUUCUUCUGGCCAUUAAGUCAACAGAACUGAAUUUUAAGAACCGACAUGUCAUUAGACAGACAUGGGGCCAGGGAGGAUGGGCAGCUGGACGGAAGAGAAACAACAAUGGUGGAGGGUGCCGCAGGGUCUUUUUGCUGGGCAAGGAAAAUACUGAGGAGUUGGGUGUGGAUCUAUCUGAGAUACUGCAGAUGGAGAGUAAACUUCAUGGAGACAUUCUGCAGUGGGACUUUAGUGACACAUUUUUCAACCUCACCUUGAAAGAUGUGUUGUUCUGGAGCUGGUUCUCAAGCUUGUGCGGCCAGACUAGCUUUGUGUUUAAAGGGGACGACGAUGUAUUUGUCAACAUCCCAAAUAUGUUGAGCUACCUAAAAGGUGAGCUAAAGAAGCCACAAGCACACAAGUCAAUGAAAGGCUUUAUGGUUGGCAAUGUCAUAAUUAGAGCUUUACCCAACCGAGUCAACAAGUCUAAGUACUAUGUCCCAGAAAGCUUCUACAAGGGCCAGUAUCCUUUAUACGCAGGUGGUGGAGGGGUGGUGUACUCAGGCCUAUUGGCCAAACGCCUACACAAUGUGUCUAAAAGGGUCCACCUGUUCCCCAUUGAUGACGUUUAUGUGGGAAUGUGUAUGGCUAGGCUAAAUGCUGGUCCGGUCCACCACCCUGCCUUCCUUACUUUUGAUUUCACCGGAAACGAUGAAGACCAACUGUGUUCGUAUCAUGGAAUCCUGUUGGUGCACAGACGUCUCCCCAACCAAGUAUUAAAACUGUGGGCCAACAUGAAAAAAACAGAGGCACAGUGUUGGGGUGUGCCCCUGAUAGGAGGGACGAGAAUAAACACAACACUGUAA